Messenger RNA from Photinus pyralis (common eastern firefly), 945 nucleotides. RefSeq names its product ras-like protein family member 10B. The record is from RefSeq and is a predicted model, not a curated record. The coding region runs from base 1 to 780 and encodes 259 amino acids. NCBI's taxonomy places the organism in Eukaryota, Metazoa, Arthropoda, Insecta, Coleoptera, Lampyridae. Gene Ontology annotation, molecular function: GTPase activity; GTP binding. The transcript is spliced from 3 exons.
AUGUGGCAAAUUAACAUUCGACGAGAGCAGUUGGACCUGGAUUUUCUGGAACGAAGACAGAAUGCGGGUCCAGCUUCAGAGAUCGUCCAAAAUCCUAAAAGUCCGAUUGAAAUUAGUCCCGAAUCGGUCGACCGCGUUAAGGUUAUCGUGUUGGGAGCGCCGGCCGUUGGAAAGACGAGCAUUAUACAGCAAUUUGUUUGGAACGACUUUUGCGAGAACUACGUUCCGACGGACCGAAAACACACCUACUAUCCGUCUGUUAUUACAAACGAACGUCUGUACGAGAUAAAAAUAUCGGAUUUGCCGGUCAUCCCUUAUUUCCCGGUCAACUCCUACUACGAAUGGACCGAUUAUCGCUACUACGGGCUACGCGGGGCGACCGCAUACAUUCUGGUGUUCGAUCUUUCGAACGUCGAAACGUUCCAAUAUAUCAAAACGCUCCGAGAGCAGAUUUGCGAGAGCAGAAAUAUGGCCAACGUGCCCGUCUUGGUAGUGGGCAACAAGGAAGAUCUCGUACUGACCGCUGAGGAAUCGGCCUCGUCGAGCGGCAAGGCAGCGAUUACUAGCGGGCACGAUGACAAGCGACGAGACAUCAUCAAUCUGGUGAAAAAGCAUUGGAAAUCUGGAUACGUGGAAUGCAGCGCCAAAUACAAUUGGAAGGUGGUCGGUGUCUUUAAGGAGUUAAUGAAUAUGAUCGAUAGCAUCGAGAUCAGGGACCAGAGCCCGAUGCUCGAUAACAUACAGGAUGCCUUGGACCGUAAUAAGUGUUCUGUGCUUUAAUCAAGAUGUCUGCCAACCCGAUGCUCAAAAGUUACGGAUGAGUGCAAUAAAUUAAGUUAUUCGACAAUCUAUUGCUCAUUAGAUGCAUACAAACCGUAAUUCUUUUCCAUUAUAUGUAUUAAUUGUUAAAUAAAGCAAUAAAAUGUUUAAUAAUUGACCCCUUCA